GUAAGUGAAAGAAGGACCGAAUCAAGAAGCAAUAAGUUAUAACUGGUAUCGUCAUCUGGAUACAAUUCUAUGCCGGUGAAGGGUGGAAUUAUCCCUUCCCCGGCAUUAUUUGAUCCCCGAAUAUACUCUCGUCCGCCCGCCCGCACGAAUUUCUUCCAGCGAACCUCGCUAAUCAGACAUCCUUGAUACACAAAUCCGAGUGAGUUGUAUCGAGCCUCCUUGGUCUCUUAGUUUUUGCUUGGAUCGUGGACAGAUCCUUUCUUUCCGAGCUCUGAUUUGUGGGCUUGAUUUGUUGUUUCUUGGGUAUUUUGUUGUUGCUUGGGUUGAGAUUACCCAAGAGUGUUGAUCUCUUCAGGUGGCGUUCGUCUAAUUUGGGCAGGAAAUCGGAGGUAUUUUUGGGCGGUGUCGGUUCCCGAUCCUGCCCUGGAGGUUUCUUUGAUUUUAUCCGCCCAUUAGCUUGCUGGGUUGGCGCAGAUUCUGAUUGGGGAUUGCGCAGUUCUUGAUUUCUUCGGAUUAGUUGGAGUUCUGAGGCGAAAGCAAUACGGUUUGUUCGUCAAAAAAGCAAUACGGUUUAGGAUUUUUUUGCAUAUUCUUGAAUGUUUCUCAUGAUUGUGAAUGAGCUGGGGCAUAAUAAAAAUAUUGAUCUUUGAGAUGGAUGGUCUAAGUGGCAAGGAAAUCCCAUGCUAAAGGUUCCAGUGUUUCAUGGUUUGAUGAUCUGUGCCGUACAAAAGCUCAUAGGUUGUGGGCAAAAUGUACGCCGUUGGAAAGGUCUUGUAUACUGUCGCCGCCCCAUUCCACCCAUUUGGCGGUGCGGUUGACAUAGUGGUCGUGCAGCAGCAGGAUGGAAGCUUCAAGAGCUCACCAUGGUACGUGAGGUUUGGCAAGUUCCAGGGGGUUCUCAAGACAAGGGAGAAGGUGGUCAAAAUUGCUGUGAAUGGCGUCGAAGCCGGCUUUAACAUGUACCUGGAUAGCAAUGGUCAGGCUCAUUUCCUCAGGGACGCAGACUCAAACAUUGCGGAAGGGGACUUUAUUGUGCCUUCUUCAUCUUUGGGAGAUGAACGGGUGGUGCCGAUGCAGGAUACUCAGUUAAGGAAGUCAAAGAGUACUUCUUGUGAUAUCUCAACCAUGGAAGCUAGUGCUGGGGAAGGGAAGGUACUCACAAGACGGAGCACCAUACUUGAGCGGAUGUUUGGACGGAAAUCAAUUAAGGACAAUGCCCAUGCUGUGGAUAGGGUGGGCUCAUUAGAGCGCGCAGAGAUUGCUGCCGAACUCCUUGAUACAAAUUGGUCGACAUCACGUGGUUCAGAAGCUCGUUGUUCUAAUCAUGAACCUUCCAGUAGUCAUCUGACGGAUGCUGGCAAGGAUAAUCAGGUGGAAACCACAAAAAUGGUAUUUCCAGAUUGUAAUCUUGAUCAUUACAAAGCUAUGGAUUCUAAUUGUGACAAUGUGGACAGCACUGUUGGUAAUCCACAUGGAGGAAAGAAGAGUUCAGGAGAUGAAAAAGAGCACUGCGCACAAAGCAUUAGUGUCAAUGAGGAGGUUGUUGCAAUUUGCACGCAUAAGACUGGUGAUUUCACUGAUGGGAUAAUCUCUACUGUAGACCCACCAGGAACAGAAUCUCUUCCAAAUGAUAUGGAUGCAGGGAAGAGUAUAAAUGGUCCUGUUGAUACUCAAGGUGAGUUGCAGGGUAACUUUGAAGAUGUUACAGUAAGGGCAAUGAAUACGGAGGAGGUCCUUUCCCAUGGCAUUUUCGAAAUUCAUGCAAUUGAAACAAACAUUACUGAUGGUAAGAGUGAGGUGAUUUCACAGUUUGUAGCUGUUGGUUCCGAUGGUGUCAGCCAAGAAUUUACUCAAACAAAUUCGCCAACUUAUAGCACCAUAUUAUUUUCAAGUGAAAGGCAUGAUGGUUUAUCGAUUGAUUGUUGUCAUGAUGCAUGCCAAGAGAAAGUGGUCAGUAUCAGUAGUCUGGAGACUGUGGAUAGUUCCUACGAUGUGUCCAGUAUUUUGACUGAUGAAGUUCAUGAUGCUAAAGGUAUCUCAUUGACUGAUGGGCUACAGUCUGAAUGCUCCAGAGUCUCCAGCGAAAAAAUAGAAGAGACAAAUGCUGAGGAAAGGUCACUGGCAUAUCAUGGUGAUUCCAGCAAUAAAGAAGACAUAUGUAACUUGGAUGUUCCAGAAGUUUCUGUUUUUGAGAACCUUAGUUCCCAAACCUCUCAACCUAAUAUUUCUGACAAGAGUAUUUCUGUCGAUAUUCUUGUGCAUGGCCACAUGGAUAUUUGUGUGGACACUGUUGCAGAUGAUCAUAGUACCUGCUCAGCUCAUGAUUUAGCUUGUCAGAAUGGUCUGAUAUUUCCUGAUGCUUCUUCCAGUGGUAUAGAUAUGCUGAGUUAUGUGCAUGAAAAUGAUCCUGACGAUGUAACAAAGGAUUGGACCUUGGAAACUAAAACAUGCUAUGGUGAACAUGAUGUUUCGCUCAUUCAGACAUCAGACAUGGAAGGCGUGAGCAGAGAGUGCAUUGCUCAAAUCACUAACUUCCCUAAUAAAGUGGAAGAUGAAGUUUCACCAGUUAUUUUUGGUUCCAGUUUGAGCAAAGUCAGCACGGAAAAUACCAAACUAGAUUAUGAUGAGAACGGAUCUAGUUCUGCAACUGGAGUUCAAAUUGGGCCUGUGCCUGAGGAGCCAAGUGACGAAGCGGAAGCAGUUGAGUCACUAUCAAAGCUUGUAGAGAAGACAACUGUUUGCCCUAAUAGAUUAGAAGUUGAAAUUUCACCAAUUAUUUCGGAUUCUUCCAGUUUGAGCGUAGUCGAAGCAAAAACCACUGAACUGGAAGAUGAUGUAAGCAGACCUAGUUCUGCAAGUGGAGUUGCAAUCAGGCCUGUGCCUGAUGACCCAAGGGACAGAUCAGAAACAGUUGUGUCACUAUCAAAGCUUGUUGAGGAAACAACUGUUUGCUCUAAUAAAUUAGAAAUUGAAAUUUCACCAAUUAUUUCUGAAUUUUCCAGUUUGAGCAAAGUAAAAGCAAAAAACACCAAAUUGGAAGAUAAUGGGAGCAUUCCUGGUUCCGCAAGUGGAGUUGCUGGUCCUGUGCCUGAUGACCCAAGGGACAAAGAAGAAGCAAUUGUAUCGUCCUGUGAGCUUUUAGACGAAAUUCAGUUUCAGUUUAGUGACACUAUAAGUUUUGCUGAUGGAAAGACUCUGGAUGAUGUAGUAGCUAAUAAAGCAUCAGGCACAGGUGUACAUGAUGAAUCUGAUUGCAAUGUAGAUGAGGAGGGAGGGAAUGACAUCGAUCUUGAAAUUAAACCAGAAAACCAUUAUGAUUUGUCAAGGCCUCAGACUAGCCUUAUUCCUAUUCCUGGAAGUGAGUUGCAUCUAGGUGAUAAUAAUCUAGAGGCUAAAUCUCUGCCAAAUCUCCGUUCUCACAUACAAGAUCUUGUAUGUUCUGAUAGUUUUCAAGUAAGUUGCUCUCUGUGCAAUAGUGAGAGUAGCCCGGUUGCUCCAGUGAAUGGUAAGGUUUCUAGCUUUCCAGAGCAGGAACUAGAAGGCACCGGUGAGUCAAAAGAAAAUAGUGGCCCGGCUGAGCUUAUGAACAAUCCAGUGCCUGACGACAAGAACUCUGAUGACCUGAAAGUCGAUUCAUUCAGCCCUUUUGUGGAAUUAUCCCUAUGCAGGCACUUGUUAUCUGAAGGCAUGGGAGCAGAUGCUGCAUGCAGAGCCUUUGAUGCUGAGAAGAUAACCUUAGAGAAGUUCCGUGCCAUGAAGCAGUCAUUGAUAAGCAACAGCAAGCUAGUUGUUAGGAUUUCUGGUCGUUACUUCCCCUGGGAUGUAGCUUCACCUGUAGUACUGGGUAUGGUUUCUUUCAGCGAGGAACAAGUCUUUGAACACCAAGGUAUGAUAAAGGUGGAGCGAGUUGAACCCAGUGCAACACAAGGUGGCAGCUGGAGACUCUGGCCAUUUAGUAUCAGGAAAACAACGACUAUGAACACUAUCCAGCCAGUACGUGAGCCAGUUUGUGAGAGCACUGUGGAGAGUACUUUAUCCAUUCCUGUUAAAGAGUUGGAUGGAGAAAAUAAAGUCAGGGGAAAAGUGCCAUCCCUCACUCCCACAUCUGAGGAGCUCGCAUCUCUUGAUCUCAGAGAGGGCAGGAACGUGGUGACAUUUACCUUCUCAACUGCUAUGCUUGGGAUACAGCAGGUGGAUGCUAACAUAUAUUUAUGGAAAUGGAAUACACACAUUGUCAUAUCAGAUGUUGAUGGAACUAUUACCAAGUCUGAUGUUCUUGGCCAGUUCAUGCCAAUGGUUGGUGUUGAUUGGUCUCAGAAUGGAGUUGCUCAUUUAUUUUCUGCAAUAAAGGAAAAUGGAUAUCAGCUGCUUUUUCUAAGUGCACGCUCUAUUUCACAGGCCCACCUGACAAGGCAGUUUCUUUUCAACCUAAAGCAGGAUGGAAAAGCACUUCCCGAUGGCCCUGUUGUGAUAUCUCCUGAUGGCCUCUUUCCAUCUCUGUACAGAGAAGUUAUCAGAAGAGCUCCUCAUGAAUUCAAGAUCUCAUGCCUAGGGGCUAUCAAAGCACUGUUUCCUCCCGACUCGCAUCCUUUCUAUGCUGGAUUUGGGAAUAGAGAUACAGAUGAGCUUAGCUACCUCAAGGUUGGGAUUCCUAUGGGCAAGAUCUUCAUAAUAAACCCCAAGGGUGAAGUUGCAGUGAAUCGCCGGAUUAAUACUACCAAAUCAUACAUGUCCCUGCAUGCUCUUGUCAAUCGGAUGUUCCCUCCCAUAUCAUCGCCACCUGAGCAGGAGGACUACAAUACCUGGAAUUACUGGAAAAUGCCACUGCCUGAUAUUUGAGGACAAGUGCAGUCUUGGCACAAGAGCGUGCUAGUUCUAUGGUGCAACAGCAAUGUUCAUAAGAAGGCAAGACAUGGCGAGAGAUAGCGCACUGAAGCCGAAUGUUGGUUGGCAAUGCGUGAAUGCUCCUGAUAUGAAUCUUGGAAGAUUGACGGUGUAUAUAGGAUUAUAGUAAUAGGCACGUCAAAAAAAAGAUUAUAGUAAUAGGCAACUUACAGUCUGUACUUACCAACGUGGUGGCAGAAUUUCUGUGUAACUGUUCAAAAUCUGCUUGUAGUCCAUCAGACAUCAUAGCAUUGAAAAUGGGUACUGGGCAGGUCUCCCCCUCCAUGAUCUUGGAAGUGGAAUGGAGGGAGGCAAUCUGGGAGAUAUGUUGCUGCUCUACAGGUCAUACCAGUUUUCUUGAGACUUCAUUUCUUCUUCCUUAUUUACUUGUAUACCAAUGUAAUUUAUGUACUGUAGAGGAAAAAGUUUCAAAUAUUGGUAUUAUUAUUUUUAUAACU
This is a messenger RNA of Lolium rigidum, 5342 nucleotides long. RefSeq names its product phosphatidate phosphatase PAH2-like. Gene Ontology annotation, molecular function: phosphatidate phosphatase activity. The record is from RefSeq and is a predicted model, not a curated record. Bases 751 to 4839 code for a protein of 1362 amino acids. Lineage: Eukaryota; Viridiplantae; Streptophyta; Magnoliopsida; Poales; Poaceae. The transcript has 11 exons.